Ostreococcus tauri is the source of this 660-nucleotide messenger RNA. RefSeq names its product Galactosyl transferase. Gene Ontology annotation, molecular function: glycosyltransferase activity. The record is from RefSeq and is a predicted model, not a curated record. Lineage: Eukaryota; Viridiplantae; Chlorophyta; Mamiellophyceae; Mamiellales; Bathycoccaceae. Gene Ontology annotation, biological process: protein N-linked glycosylation. Gene Ontology annotation, cellular component: Golgi membrane. The transcript has a single exon. Bases 1 to 660 code for a protein of 219 amino acids.
AUGGCGAAUAAACAGGCGUACGCCGAUGCGCACGGGUACGAUUUCAUCGUCCACGCCGACGUGAUCGAUGGAAGCACACCGACGAGGUCUUGGAGUAAACUCUUGGCGAUGCGCAAGCAUCUUCCGAGGUACGAUUUUUUGCUCUACGUGGACGUCGACGCCGUCGUGAUGAACCCCGAGACGGGUUUGGAGGACAUCGUCGAUUUCGACUACGAUCAAGUCCUCGCCGCAGAUGCAAACGGGGUGCACUGCGGGGUGCGGUUGGUGCGAAGAAAUACGCCUUGGACGCUGCGGUUUCUGGAUGAACUCUGGGCGCGCGAGCGCGUCUUCGAGGACGAACGGCGCGCGUUGCAUCACCUCUACGCGUCGACGCGAUGGCGCGAUGCCGGCGCGCGUGGAUAUGUUUAUCCCAACGCGAACACCGUUCGGGCGAGGACGAAGAUCGUGCACGCGUGCGCGUUCGACGCGCAGCCGUGGUUUUACGAGGCGGGCGAUUUCAUCAUUCGUCUCGCGGAACUGCAAGGGACGGUCAAGUGUGUCGUGUUCGCGCGCUACUACGCGCGCGCGCGGGCGUCGAUGCGCGCCAAGGGGAUGUUCAUCGCCGCCGACGUCGAUCUUCCGCCGCCGAGUGCGUGGACGUGUCUCACGAAGAACGCGUGA